This is a messenger RNA of Tyto alba (common barn owl), 2056 nucleotides long. RefSeq names its product E2F associated phosphoprotein (gene EAPP). The record is from RefSeq and is a predicted model, not a curated record. The transcript is spliced from 6 exons. Gene Ontology annotation, cellular component: nucleus. Lineage: Eukaryota; Metazoa; Chordata; Aves; Strigiformes; Tytonidae. Bases 34 to 897 code for a protein of 287 amino acids. Gene Ontology annotation, biological process: positive regulation of cell population proliferation.
GGCGGGGCCGGGGCGGGCAGCGGCAGCGCAGCCAUGAGCUGCCUGCGGGAGGAGGACGACCCGUACGUGGUGGAGGAGCCCAGCGACGAGGAGCGGGCGCUCAGCAGCUCCGAAGAUGAGGUGGAUGUGCUGUUACAUGGCACGCCUGACCAGAAGCGGAAGCUGAUACGGGAGUGCCUGACUGGGGAGAGCGAGUCCUCCAGCGACGAUGAGUUCCAGAAGGAGAUGGAAGCGGAGCUGAACACCACCAUGAGGACUAUGGAAGGCAAAUGGAAAUCACCAGAAAUGGGUUCUUCCUCGGGUACUGGGCAGGCUGGACCUGCCACCACUUCAAAAUACUAUGAUGACAUUUACUUUGAUUCUGAUUCAGAGGAAGAAGAUAAAAGAGUUACCCAGGAUGUCCGGAAAAACAGAAAACAUCAGCAACGUCGGAUUCUUACCAAUGAUGAACUGCUGUACGACCCAGAAGAAGAUAAUAGAGACCAAGAAUGGGUAGACUCACAGAGGAGGGGGUACCGUAAUCAAAGAAGAGUGCCGCAGCAGCAGCAGCCAAAACCUUCAGCUGUUCCAAACAGUGAUGCUGUUUUGAAUUGCCCUGCUUGCAUGACAACGUUAUGCCUGGACUGCCAGAGACAUGAAUCUUACAAAACACAAUAUAGAGCAAUGUUUGUGAUGAACUGCACUGUUAACAAAGAAGAAAUUCUGAAAUACAGAAAGAAGCUAAAGAAAAGAAGUAAGAAAAUGAAGCACAGCAAAGAAACUACGUCUAUAGAAUCAAAUCAAGAAGAGGAGGAAGUGUAUCAUCCCGUAUUAUGUACUGAAUGCUCGACUGAAGUGGCAGUAAUGGAUAAAGAUGAAGUUUUUCACUUCUUCAAUGUUCUAGCUAGCCACUGCUAAUGUGUAAAAGCAGAGGCAUAAAUCCUGCACUGUUUAAGACUGUAUGAAGUAUCAGAAAGGCAGGCAUGUUAGCCUUUUUUAAGUAUGGUCUUUUAAAUGUACAUUUUUGUCAGAGAACUUUAUACUGCUUGGAUUUUUGCAAAGUUUUCAAAAGCAAUACAUUUAACUUUGUGCACUUGAGAGCAGUAUUCUUGCAUGCUGUCAGGUGGUUACAUCAUUGAGGAUUUAAAAUUUUGUAAAUAUAAUGCAAGAUCUGUGUAUUAUGAUAAUUCCCUGUAUAUAUACUAUUAUCUCAAUAUGUAUUAGAACUGCUGCUUAGAAUAAAUACUGUAUAGUAACUGGUUCUCCAUAGCUGCACUGAUCAUUUCUAUGGAAGGUGAUAAACAACUCUGUCAGCUUGUUCGGCAUUUUUAGGCUGGUAAUCUUGGUAGAUUUGCACACAGGUAGGUUUGAUAAGGAAUUGUCAUAUUUGGAAUUUUGGCCCAUUAAGAUCUCAAAAAUUUAAACAUUUAUACAGAGUGGAAGAUUAGCUUAUAUCAAGUUUGCUGGCAUGGAUCAUUUAAAUGAACAUUUUUUUUUACAUGCUUAGUAAUAGUUUUUUUUACAAGCUUAGUAAUACGAUUCAGAGUUUUAAAUGUAAAUAUGUAUAUGAGGAAGACUGGACAUUUUUUCUGUUGCCCUUUUUCCUUAUGAUGACACAUUUUAAGAAGAAUUUAUGGUUGGAUCUAUGACCAUAGAGCUCGUUUGUAUGCUUUUUCUGUUUCUUUAGUACAUUUACAUCUUCUUUAUGGAAACAAAGAGCUUCUGCUACUUAAUAUUUAGACUUCUUCCUUAGUCUAUGAAGCCACUGCAAUGUUAACUGUGGAUCCUUCCCUCUUUUCCUCCAGGCACGCUCUCAAGAGGUCAACUCUUGGGUUUUAUUAGUAAGUAACAUCUCCUCUUUAUAGCCUGAUAUUUUUUAACACUUCACUUUGAACAAGGGUCUGUCUGAAAAAAAAUCUCAUCUUUAUGCUUUUUCUUUUAAUAGAACUAAGAAUAACCGAUUAUAUGUGCUUUGAGGAAUUGUCAGAAAUAAUUAAAUUUAGGAGGUAGGAACCUGAAGAACAUACUUCUUUUGUGCCUUAGAUUAUAAUAAAAUCUCGUGCCUCUUUUGUUAUCA